AUGGGCGCAACUCGACCACACGAGGGCGGCGCAAAGUCGUCUUCAAAGAGUAAGGACUUCAAGAAGAAGAAGGGUUUCGCCAUUGGGCCUGCGAAUCUGCCCGAUGGCACACACCGAAGAAAAAUUGAGAAGAUCAAGAAGAGCCUUAUAGACAAAGCCAAGAUUAAGAAGCAGUACGCCAAACUCAAGGCACGCGAGGAAAAGGAAGCCGUCAACCCACCAAAGUCAGUCUACGAACGCGAAGCCAGUACCGAGCAUGGCGACAAAGCUCCUCCCGAACCUGCGGCCGAGCCUACUCUGGAGCCACACCCUGACCGUGCUGUCCUGCUAGAGGAAAAGUCGCCUGAACCAGAGCGCCAGCAGAACUUCGAGAGGCGUCAACGGCGACCGCGCCCUCAGCCCUUCCAGAAAGAAAGCGAACUGGCGCAAAAGAAGAAAGACGAGGCAGAAGCGCGCCGGAAGGCCAAGGAAGAGGCUGACAGGGAGCGUGCUAACAAGGUCGCUGAGCGAGAGCGCUUCAGAAAAACAAUGGCAAAAGCAAGGGGAGGUCCAAAUGGCCAACGAAAGUUGGGUCGUGAAAGCACUGUCCUGCUUGCAAAAGCACAACGGAUCAUGGGCAAAACCUGA
Messenger RNA from Bipolaris oryzae ATCC 44560, 627 nucleotides. RefSeq lists its product as uncharacterized. The coding region runs from base 1 to 627 and encodes 208 amino acids. NCBI's taxonomy places the organism in Eukaryota, Fungi, Ascomycota, Dothideomycetes, Pleosporales, Pleosporaceae. The transcript is spliced from 2 exons. The record is from RefSeq and is a predicted model, not a curated record.